Molecule: messenger RNA, 3503 nt
Organism: Pogona vitticeps (central bearded dragon)
Lineage: Eukaryota; Metazoa; Chordata; Lepidosauria; Squamata; Agamidae
Source: RefSeq, a predicted model, not a curated record
GCCUUUUCUAAAGGGGACGGUGGUCUGAGGUCGCCUCUGCAUCGGAUGGUUCCCGCAUCAAGAUGGCAGCUCUGUACAGCAGCGAAGUGAAGUGUGUCAGCGUUGAGUGGGACUUCCUCCAAGGCCUCUUGGUGAAGAAUCAACCGGUCCCUUGCUUGCAGGCCCUGCGGAAGGAGAAAUCCCGCAACGCGGCCCGCUCCCGUCGGGGCAAAGAGAACUUUGAAUUCUACGAGCUGGCGAAGAUGUUGCCCCUGCCGGGCGCCAUCACCAGCCAGCUCGACAAAGCCUCCAUCGUCCGGCUCACCAUCAGCUACCUCAAGAUGCGAGACUUUGCCAACCAUGGCGAUCCUCCGUGGAGCUUGAGAGCAGAAGGACCUGCCCCUAUGGGCAAAGCUUCCGGCCAGAGAAAUGGGACGCCGCUCCUGACCGAGCUCUUUGAACAGCAUUUAGGCGGCCACAUCCUGCAGUCCCUGGACGGGUUUGUUUUCGCACUGAACCAAGAGGGAAAAUUCCUUUACAUCUCCGAGACGGUGUCUAUUUACCUUGGGCUCUCGCAGGUGGAGCUGACCGGAAGCAGCAUCUUUGACUACGUCCACCCUGGAGACCACCUGGAGGUCUCCGAGCAGCUGGGCUUGAAGGCACCCUCCGAGGCGUCUCAACCAGUUCGCCAGAAAGCGUCCGCUCUGGCCGCUGGCGCCGCUUCCUCUGGGCUGCCCGAAGCCUCUGAACCGGAUCUGUCGGGCUCCCGGGCGGCAGAGGGAGAGGCCCCCGAACGCUCCUUCUUCAUCCGCCUCAAAUCCACCUUGACCAAGCGGGGGCUUCACGUGAAGACGUCUGGCUAUAAGGUGAUACACAUCACCGGCCGCCUCCGCCCUCGGCUGCCGUCCUUCUCCCACACCCACGCGGGGCCGGGCCGCGCGAUGGGGCUGGUGGCGCUGGCCCACACCCUUCCCCCGUCCACCCUCAGCGAGGUGCGCAUUGAGUGCCACAUGUUUGUCUUCCGGGUCAACAUGGAUUUGCAGAUCAUGUACUGCGAGAGCAGGAUCAGCGAUUAUAUGGACCUGUGCCCCUCGGAGCUGGUGGGCAAGAGCUGCUACUGGUUUAUUCAUGGCGAGGACGUGGAGGGAAUCCGACAGAGCCAUCUGGACUUGUUAAACAAGGGGCAGGUGGUGACCCGGUAUUACCGCUGGCUGCAGAAGAACGGGGGCUUCGUGUGGGUCCAGUCCUGCGCCACCAUCUCGGUCAAUGUCAAGAACCCAAGCGAGAAGAACAUGGUUUGGGUGAACUACAUCCUCAGCAAACCCGAGUAUAAGAACACUGCGCUGGACGUCUUCCAGCUGCCGGGAGUCCCUGCCCAGCAGAAGAAAGCUGGUGAUGGAGGGCCGGAGUUCAAAGGGAGUGGGCUCCCGAAGGAAGGGGGCCAGGCGAAGCUGCCCUCGCCCCACAAGACCUGCUCACUGGCUGAGCCUUAUGCACGGAGCGGGAUGGAGAGCGGAGCCCACAGCCGCCUGGCGGAGACUGACUCCAGCGGCCCCGAAACGAGCUACCAGGAUGACGAGGCCUCGGAGGACAUUGGGGGGAGCGACACGGAGGGGCCUCCGGGCAAGCGCAUCAAACUGGAGUUCCCGCCGGAGAGCCCUCUGGCCGAGGCAAAAGAGGCCUCGCGGGCCAGCUCGGAGGACUCUGACAGCAGCGACAGCAGCAGUGGCAGCGAGUCGGAGCUUGGUCUCCUCGUGCAGCAGAGGGGCGGCCCGAUCCGGAAGGCCAAUGGCUGCCAGACCGGCAGGCGGAGGACCCUGGGGCCCAGCCGGUCUACCGUGUCCGAGUUCACCUCGGUCAUCCAAACUCAAAAGAGCUCCGCUCUGAAAGCCAGCGCGGCGCUGAGCAUCAAGUCCGAGCAGGGGUCGAGGGCCCCCGGGCCCCCCUGGACCUGCCCCCGGGGCCACAAGGGCAGCCCUUACCCUGGGCACAAAGCCCUGGGCCUGGAGAAGCCCCCGGCCAGGCAGGGCUCCUCCCAGCUGUACGUCACCAUCCCGGACUCCGUGCUCACGCCGCCCGAGAUGGAGGGUGGCACGGGAAAAGGGCCCUUCGGCGCCUCUCCCCGGGCGGCCCCCUCUUCGGCGGACACCCUCUCGCCCCCGCUGUCGGGCUCCCCCUGCGAGGAGGGGGCCGCCUCCACCCCGUUCACCCCCCUGGUCUACCCUGCCGAGAUGGAGGUCCUCCAGCGCUUCCACACGGGCAACGUGGUUCUGCCCCUGGUGCACCAGCUCGGAAGCCCCCAGGCCGGCGCGGCGGGCUCCCAGGGCCUCUACGCCACCAGCACCAUCCGGUACGCCCCCGCCGACAUGACGCUAGCCGUGCAGGGCAACCUGUUGCCCCCGGCUCACCCUCUCAGCCUCAUGGACAUUGGCGGCGCCGAGGCCAAGACCUCCCGGGAACUCAUGUACCACCACCUGCAGCGGCUGAACAUGGUGGCGCCGUUUGGAAACUCUGCCAGCUUGGCCCAGAUCUCUGGGGGAGCCUUUGCGGCUACGGACUCCUUCUUUCCCGCCCUGCCCUUCUCGGUGGCGGGUGGCGGGGUCCACAGUGCCUCAGCUUUGGAACGCAAGGAGGACUGAGCCCCCCGGGGGGACUUGGUGCCGUCAAGGCGGGCAUCUCCUUUUGGCCCCCAAACCGUAGCUAAAGUAGGCGCUGAGCAACGCGGCCGGUAAAAAAAUAAUAAUCCUGUGUCGGCGGUGACUGGAGCGCUCGGCCCCAGAGCGAGCGCUCCACCCAUGGGGUGAAAACCAGGAGGGCAAAUCUUGGGUCUCCCCGUCCAGCUAUCCUCUUGCAACAUCCCUUUCUAGGACGCUGGGCCAAGAGGGAGGGAGAGCACCCCGAGAUUUGCUUGGAAGGCCCCUGGGGCUACCCAGACCCUGAUGUGGUUUGCGAACAGCGAGUUCAGCGGUUGGCCCUGUGUAAAUGGAAGUGGAAUCGGGUCUGUGCAGCCUUUCUGGGAAAGGUGCAAGCUGGAGGAAACAGGUGUGCCCCCCCCCUUGUCUGUUGUCCUGCUUUACUUCCUCCUCUGCUUUCAUUUGUGUGUGUGUGUGUGUGGGGGGGGGGUUAUGCUCGAGCCCUGCAGGGUGAAUCAGUUGCCCGGACUCUCUCCCUGCUAGCCCUGGCAAAUGUAAUUCAUGCAGAGCUGCAGAGGAAAGCUGAUUCCCACCUCUUCUCUAACAGUGAACCCUUUUUGCUUCGGUUUGGUCCCUUGCAAUAUUCAUGGGAUUCGGCCACACGUUCUGCUCCGCGUUACCGAGCCAAGACAACUCGGAGUGGAGGUUCUGUGCCAACGGGGGCCCUCCGUGCCUUGCCUUUCAAAUAUCAUGGCCCCUCCUCAGCUUGAUCUGCCCGUUCCCCUUCUGCAAACAAUGGAUUAAGAGCUUAUCCUUUGAUCUCUUGUGCUCAGAUCAGAGAGAGAGGGUCAAGGAGAGGGGCGGUGGGGAGGGGGGCUGCUGCAAGGGUCU